Messenger RNA from Funneliformis caledonium, 127 nucleotides. NCBI's taxonomy places the organism in Eukaryota, Fungi, Glomeromycota, Glomeromycetes, Glomerales, Glomeraceae. The record is from the annotation of a GenBank genome assembly.
AACCUCAAAUUCUUAUAUAAAAACCACCCUUUCUAAAUUUAAAAUUCAAGAAGAAAAUUCAAAAAUGACUAUUCCAUAUGAUCUUAUAAGUCUUGAUAUUUUAGAAGUUGAUUCUCAAGAUGUUUUA